Messenger RNA from Eutrema salsugineum, 1213 nucleotides. RefSeq lists its product as uncharacterized. NCBI's taxonomy places the organism in Eukaryota, Viridiplantae, Streptophyta, Magnoliopsida, Brassicales, Brassicaceae. The record is from RefSeq and is a predicted model, not a curated record.
AUGUUGUCUUCAACCUCACCCACACUGUUCUCAUCCUUUUAUAAAAUCCCUAUUUCCUCUAACGAUUUUUCGCCUCUCCCUCUGUCCCUCUCCUAUCUUCUCCGUCAUCGUGCUCUCUCCUCUCUCGGGGACUUUACUCAGGCGUUCUCCUGUGGAUCAAGGUGGUUUUUUUUUUUGGGGAAAAAGAUGAAUCAUUGCAACCUUCAGCAGAACGCCUUGAUGUCUCGCGAGGAGAUGAUGGGAUUUGAUCGCAAGGAUCUCGUCGUUUGUCCUAAGCCUCGACGUGUUGGCUUACUCGCCAACAACGUCAUUCGCCCUCUCAGAUUACAUAUGAGUCAAGCUGCAGCUGAUUUGUGUGAUUCUAAAGCCGGUGCAGAGCUUUUGGACAUAAUUCGUAGAAAGGAGGAAAGUGGAACACUAGGGCAAAUACUAUCAUCAUCUGUAUCUUCAUCGCCACCUUAUUUUCCCGGUUCACCUCCAAGCAGAGCAAUGAACCCAUUAGCCCAAGAUGCUCGCUUUCAAGAUGAGAAACUCAACCCAGUCUCACCCAACUCUCCUUUCCUUCAGCCCAGUUCAUCCACCGGGUUUCCAUCUCCAUCCCCAUCAUCAUCAUCAUCAUCGUCAUCUCGUGGUUGCGUUAGAAUGAAGUUUGGGCUCAAACCGCCUGCAGUUAGAGUAGAAGGAUUCGAUUGCUUGAACCGUGACCGCCAAAACUCAAGCAUCCCUGCCAUGGCUUAGUAGACAACUAAAAGGAAAAAAAAAGUGUACAUAGAGAUUCCGGAAUCGUUCGUUCACCAAUGCCUAACAGAGGAGGAUUUGAAUUACUACUACCAUUUUUGAAGCUUAUGAAAUAUGUAAAAUCUCUUAGCGCUAUUCAUCUUUUCUUGUGAAAGAAAGAGAGAGGGAGAGGGAGAGGAUGAAGGAGGAAGAUGAAGAUCAGUUACCGUCGCCGGCCACCGUUUUGUUUAACUUGUUAUUCAGGUUAGUAUUUGUAUAUAAAUAUGCAGUAUUUUUAAAAAGAGUCGAAUCGAUGUAUUCGUUUGGUGUUUCUCUGGGUCGGGCGGAUCUUUAUUAUUGUUAUAUAUAAUCAAGGGGAAGAUUAGAAGAGUCUGUAAAAUUUUCUCUGGGAUAAAGAAGUUUGGUUCUAUCUUCUCUCUUUUGAAUUUCAUUGUAAUAUAGAUGAUCAUUUCUGAGAAUAUCACCAUUGUGUAUA